Molecule: messenger RNA, 621 nt
Organism: Pistacia vera
Lineage: Eukaryota; Viridiplantae; Streptophyta; Magnoliopsida; Sapindales; Anacardiaceae
Product: DNA polymerase III PolC-type-like
Exons: 3
Coding region: 37-621 (194 amino acids)
Molecular function (GO): 5'-3' RNA exonuclease activity; 5'-3' DNA exonuclease activity
Source: RefSeq, a predicted model, not a curated record
UUCCUCUUUAAUCUCUCUCUUCACAAACCUAUAGCCAUGACUGGUGAUGCUUUUCUUCUUCACCCAACCCCAACCAUCACCUCCAAUUCCAAUUCCACUAACCCCAAGAAACCCAAAGACAAAAAGAAGAAGAAGAAGAAGCGUGGUGGCAGCAAGAAGAAGAUGACUGCUGAGCAGAGUCUCGCUUUCAAAUCUGUAACUGAAUGGGUGUAUUUGGACCAACACCUCAACACUAACAAUUCCUCCUCUGCUUCUUCUUUUAUUGUCGAUGAUUUUGGUGUACAAAAGAGUCUUGGAAGAGGAGUGGAGAAAGUGAUGUUUGAAUUGCAUUCACAUUCCAAGUUUAGUGAUGGAUUCUUGUCGCCUUCCAAGCUUGUUGAGAGAGCUCAUGGCAAUGGGGUGAAAGUUCUAGCUCUGACAGAUCAUGACACACUGUCUGGUAUACCUGAGGCCAUUGAAGCAGCUCGCCGUUUCGGGAUCAAGAUUAUCCCAGGCGUUGAAAUCAGCACAAUUUUCUCUCCAAGGGGGCUUUUUUCGGUGAAAGAAUUCAGGAAGAGCAGACUGAAAUUGCUUUACUGGUGCCUGGUGGUUGACUGUGGUGGUGACGUGGUGUUGCUGUGA